AUGCAGGACGGACGGCCCGGGAGGAGCUGCGGGACGCCCUGCGGGCAGCCGCCGCCCGCCGCCCGCCCGCCCCCGCUCUCGGUGCCCGGCCCGGGGCCCGCCCCGCCGGCCCUGCCCGCGCUGCCGCCCCUGCUGCCGCCCCUGCUGCCGCCGCUCGCCGCCCCGCCCCGGCCGCCCGCGGAGCCAGGCGGCGGCCCCCGGGGCGGCCUGGCCCGCUCGCUGCGGAAGGCGGAGGCCAUGCUGCGGAGCUGCGUCGGCCCCGGCCUGCGGCGCCUGCUGCCCCCCCCGCCCGGCCCGGCCGCCCCGGGCGGGGACGCGGAGGAGCGCCCCGAGGCGCUGGCGGGGCUGGAGCGGAGCCUGGCGGGGCUGCGCCGCGCCUUCCGCGCCUGGGAGGACCCGCGCACCGAGACCUUCCGCGGCCACGUGCGGCACCAGCCCGCCGACGCCUUCUCCUUCCACCCGCUGCACCCGCGCGUGGCCGAGCGCGGCGCCACGCUGCAGGCGCUGCUGCAGCACCGCCACCUCCUGCGCCUGGCCCGCGAGUACUGCCGCCGCCUGCACGCCGCCUCCGCCUUCCUCCGCCGCCUGCUGCCCGGGGCACCGGGGGCGGCCCGGCCGCUGCGGGGGCUCUGCGAGGAGCUGCGGGCGCACGCCGGGCACUGGAGCGCGCUGCAGCGGCGGAUGCGCGGCGAGGCCUGGCUGCGCCCGCUGCUGCUGCGCCGGCACGAGGCGGUGGCGCACAUGCGGCGGGCGCUGGGGCUGCUGGCGCUGCAGGCGGCGCGGCUGCUGGAGGCGCGGGCCGAGGAGGCGCUGAGGGGCCUGGCGAGGGCCGGGCCCCCGGGUCCCCCCCCGGCGCUGCUCGCCGACCUCUUCCAAGGGCUGGAGAUCUACAACCGCGUGCUGGGCGACCUGGACCCCGAGCUGGGCUCCGUCCAAGGCUGGGCGGGGGGGCUGCCCCGCGCCUUCCCCCUGCACAGGGUGCUGGCGGUGCUGGCGGCUGAGCGCGGCCGGCUGGCGGCCAAGCGGCUCGGGCAGCUCCUGCAGCACAGGGCAGAGGGCACCGUGCUUUGGCCUCCAGCUGGCUGCCCCAUCGCAGCGGAGGAUGUGGGACCUUCGGGCCGGGGAGUGCUGCAGAACCUCCCCGAGGAGCUGCGGGCGCUGUGUGUGGAGGACAAGGAGCUCGUUGGCCCCGUCCUGGAGGUGCUGGUGGCCUCCGCUGACAGCCUCUGGCGCCACGUGCUCAGCGAGCCGGCGGGGAGCCCCGUGCCCCCAUGCACGGCCCCGCGGCCGGGCUCCCCGGGCUGGAAGUCGGUGCGGUGGCUGGACGCGUCCCACGCGGCAGCAGCCGAGGCCCUGUACGCCCGGUACCUCCCGCUCUUCUGGGACGCCACCAGCGCCGCGCUGGGCCUGCGCCUGGAGCUGCCGGACUGCAGGGCAGGACGGGCCCCCAGCAACACGCAGGAGCUGCACCAGGCACUCGCCCAGGGUCCCUGCGGAGUGGCCGCCUCCAGGAGACCCCCAGCCCUGCACCAGGGGCCAAGGGUCCUGCAGGGCGUCCCUCAGCGCUGUCCCCCUGCAGCCUGCGUCCCCCCGGAGUGCCAGGAGGAGCUGGAGCGGCUCUGCCUGCGCCUGCUGUGCCAGGGCGUCCUGCGCACCUGGGAGCGAGACUUCACCCGGGCACUGGGCUCAGGGCUGUGUGACCGGUGCUCAGCGGUGCCGGAGCCGUCACGGGGAGCGGCGCAGAGCAGCACCGCCCGGCUCCUGCAGCAGCUCUACCCAGGCCUGUCCUUCGCCCUGCGACACCUGCCGCCCGUGCUGGAGGGCAGCCCCCCUGGCUCGCCCUGCCUGCGCCUGCAGCUGCUGGGCCGGUGCCUGGCCACGGUGCAGGCCUCCUGCUCCUGGCUGAUGGGCAAGGCCUUCCAGUACCUGGCAUCCUGGUCCCUCCACCAGUUCCUGCUCGUCACCCAGGGAGACCUGCAGCUGCUGAAGGCCGAGACGGACGCGCUGGUGCUGCUGGUGAGCGCGGCCUUCCCGGAGCCCGGGGACAGCCCCCAGCACCUCGCGCCCCACCAGCGGCUCCGGUCCCACCAGGAGAUGUGGCUGUGCCAGCAGAUCCGCUCCAUGGCUGCCAGCAUCCAGCAAUUUGCGGGGGAAGUGCUGAAGAUGUUCUCCACCGACUGCAAGCGGAUGUCGGCCGAGAUCUUUGACCAGACCAUGCCACUGGGCAAGCACUGGAGGGUCAGCCUCCGAGCCGAGCUGCCCAGCUCCCCCAGCGAGUACGCGGCGGCAGCGGCCCAGACGGUGCUGGGCCAGGUCCUGCAGGGUGCCCAGCUGCUGCCCCGCGACUGCCAGGUGCCCACCCUGGCCCGGGUCACGACGGCCUUCGUGGAGGCCUGGAUGGAUCACAUCCUGGCUCAGAAGAUCAAGUUUAGCCUGCAGGGCGCCCUGCAGCUGCAGCAGGACUUCGCGCUGGUGCGGGACCUGGUGCAGUCGGAGCACUACGGGCUGGCGCCCGAGACCCGGCAGUCGCUGCUCUCCCUGCGCGUCUUCCAGCAGAUGGACAGCGCCAUCCUCUGCCUGCUGCAGCAGCCCAGCGGCAAGGCCUACCUGUCCUCCCACCCCUGGCCCUCCCUGCGCCAGUGCUGCUCCAACAACGGCGCCCGCACGCAGGAGCUGGGCGCGAGCAGCCUGGAGACCCUGGAGGCGCCGGGGGCCGCGGCGGGGCCCCCCCCGGACUCCCCCAGCACGGAGCCUCCCGGCCAGCUGCGCGCCCCCCCCGAGUCCUACCUGGCGGGCAGCCAGCAGCAGUGGCUGGCGCUGCGGCUGCGCGGGGCCCGGCGCUGGCGUGUGCCCGGCCUGCCCUGCAUGGCCAAGAGCCCCGAGGGCUGAGCAGCAAUAAAGCGCCCAGCGAGCUGAGCUGA
Messenger RNA from Cygnus atratus (black swan), 2921 nucleotides. It is a transcript of the gene CCDC142, whose product is annotated as coiled-coil domain containing 142. The record is from RefSeq and is a predicted model, not a curated record. Bases 1 to 2889 code for a protein of 962 amino acids. Lineage: Eukaryota; Metazoa; Chordata; Aves; Anseriformes; Anatidae. The transcript has 10 exons.